Messenger RNA from Hemisphaericaspora subhashii, 2283 nucleotides. RefSeq names its product putative AAA family ATPase (gene YTA6). The coding region runs from base 1 to 2283 and encodes 760 amino acids. The transcript has a single exon. Lineage: Eukaryota; Fungi; Ascomycota; Pichiomycetes; Serinales; Debaryomycetaceae. Gene Ontology annotation, molecular function: ATP hydrolysis activity; ATP binding. The record is from RefSeq and is a predicted model, not a curated record.
AUGUUUAGAAAGAAGCCACCUCAACUAUCGUUGUUGGAGGAACUUCAACAGACAUAUACAGAUUGUUGCAACCUUACCAUAAAGAAUUUAACAUUAGAAGAAGACGGAAAGCUUGCAGACGCCUUAAAAGGAUGGAAAAGUUUACACACUUCAUUGCUAUAUAAGCUUGAAUUAUUUGAGAAAUCUAGUGAAAAACUAUCAGCUGAAAGUAAGACUGUUCUUGGAGAAUUAAAAGCAAUACGAGAUCAGAAUGUGAAACAUCUAAUACGAGUUCAAUUGAGAAUGGAUGAGGUCAAUAGGAAGUCGAAACGCGAAGGCAAAGUGCCGCCCCCUCCACCUCCACGCCACACCAAACCGAAAUCUACGACUUCAAUUCCGUCAUUUAGAGUUUCGUCACUCACUUCUGGAAAUAAUGUCCCAAGACCAAUGAUGAAAUCACUUCGACCGCAUUCUAAUGGUGGUCCUGCAUCAAGACACACAUCACCGCCUUCAACACUUAGAUUACAGUCUGCUCAACAAGCUUCCAAGGCUGCGGUUGUAUCUUGGCAGAAACCAGUCAAAGACACGUCAGCGAAAUCUCAAUAUAAAAGUAGCACUACUGAUGACCUAUUCCAGGAUUUUGAUCAAGGUAUAGAACAACCUGGCAGUUCAAGAUCUUCAUCAGGGGUUUCUGAACCGUCAGAAGAAGAUGCCGAUUUACUCGACUUUGGAGAGGAUGAUAUGUUUAGAUUCAAUAGUCUUUAUCCCCCGGGUGACUAUUUCCCCCCUGAGAAGACAAAAGUUAAUGCUAUUUCAAAAUCUAUGGACGACCUAGCUGUUAAGCAAACAGAAAGAACUAAUAGGAGCCAGCUGGUUCCGAAAAUCAAUGUUCCCAAAAUCAAUGUCGAUGCACCUAAAACUCAGCAACAGAAGAAGGCUACCCCACAACCUAAAUCUAGGAGUUCACCUGAUAUAAGGCUGGACGUCUCAAAUGCUACACCCACUAAACGAGUCUAUGUUUAUAACAAACCUAAACCGAUUAAUGUUCAAAAAAUGAUGCAAACACAGUCAGCCAAGCAUCAGAACGCAACCAAACCGAUUGUAAAUUCUCCACCUAAGGCAAAAUCGACAUCAAACAUACAGUACAAAUACGUUAAAACACAACCCAAGAAAAAGACAACAACACAAUCUAAACAGAAGAAUAGUGAACAGCGGAAAGCCAGACCGACCUCUAGAAAAGAAACAGCAGAUACAAGCAAUCCAGCGAUGGAUGACUUGCUAAGUCUUUAUGAUGAAGAGGAGGAGGAAGUUGCACCGAAUAACGACCCAUCGAAUUCUAUAAUGACUGAUAAGGAGCAAGAUGAAUUAAUUGCAUCCAUUCGAGGAAUAGACCCCAUUUCAGCAAAACAAAUCUUGAAUGAUAUUGUUGUCCACGGAGAUGAGGUAUAUUGGGAUGAUAUCGUUGGUUUAGAAAGUGCGAAGAAUUCCUUAAAGGAGGCAGUAGUUUAUCCAUUUUUGCGACCUGAUUUAUUUCGUGGUUUAAGAGAACCAACUCGAGGUAUGCUCUUGUUUGGCCCUCCAGGUACUGGUAAGACUAUGUUAGCACGUGCUGUAGCUACGGAAUCACACUCAACUUUUUUUUCAAUAAGCUCAUCCUCCUUGACUUCGAAAUACUUGGGAGAAUCUGAAAAAUUGGUAAAGUCGCUAUUUUUGUUAGCCAAGAAAUUAGCUCCAUCAAUUGUAUUUAUGGACGAAAUAGAUUCCUUGUUAUGCACAAGAUCAGAAGGCGAAUUAGAAAGCAUGCGAAGAAUAAAGAAUGAAUUCUUGGUACAAUGGUCAGAACUUUCAAGUGCUGCUGCCGGGAGAGAAUCUGAAAGUGACGACGUGUCACGAGUAUUAAUUUUGGGGGCUACCAAUAUGCCUUGGUCUAUUGACGAAGCUGCAAGAAGAAGAUUUGUCCGGCGACAAUACAUUCCACUACCAGAGGGAGAAACAAGAAAAGCUCAACUUAAGAAGUUAUUAGAGUACCAGAAAAACACGCUUUCUGAAGCAGAUUAUGAGUCUUUGGUAGAUUUAACAGAGGGUUUCAGUGGUUCCGAUAUCACUGCUUUGGCCAAAGAUGCAGCUAUGGGACCAUUACGAGCUUUAGGGGAAAAGUUGCUUCUGACUCCAACUGAACAAAUCAGACCAAUACAACUUUGCGAUUUCAUCCAUAGUUUGGACUAUAUCCGUCCAAGUGUUUCUAAGGAAGGAUUAGCAAAACAUGAAGAAUGGGCAAGAAAAUUUGGUUCUUCUGGUGUAUAA